UACCCACAUGUAACAGUCACUAACUUCACCCAUCUAUAUAUGGAUAUAAAUACCCCCCCCCCCAAACCUAUUCACUCGAUAUCUCAACAAUCACAACAGACAGCAAUCCAUCAAUCAUUCUAUCUUUUACCUCUCCUACUAAAAGAAAAUGGCACCAAAACCUUACCUUUCCAUCACCCUCAUCACCUUCAUGCUCAUCAUGGCUUCCACGGCGACCGCCCGGCCAGUGGCGAAACGCGAGGACUCGCCCUCUACCACUGCCGAAAGCCUCGUGCACAGGCUCAAGCUGGACGAAGAGACGGGAUACUGUUGGGACUCGUUGAUUGAGCUUCAGCAUUGCACUGGCGAGCUUAUCAUGUUCUUCCUCAACGGAGAGACCUACAUCGGCCCUGGGUGCUGCCGCGCUAUAAGGACUGUCGGGCAGAAAUGCUGGCCGAAUAUGAUGGGGGUUCUAGGACAGCAAUCCAUCAAUCAUUCUAUCUUUUACCUCUCCUACUAA
Molecule: messenger RNA, 499 nt
Organism: Tarenaya hassleriana
Lineage: Eukaryota; Viridiplantae; Streptophyta; Magnoliopsida; Brassicales; Cleomaceae
Product: egg cell-secreted protein 1.1-like
Exons: 2
Coding region: 149-499 (116 amino acids)
Biological process (GO): double fertilization forming a zygote and endosperm
Source: RefSeq, a predicted model, not a curated record